UGGCCCGUGAGCCUCCCUGGGCCGCAGGGAAACCGAGUCCGAGUCCGGCACCUCUCUUUGGACACUGACACGCCUCGCCACAUUUCGAACUCCAUACCCCACAAUGCAGAGCUCUCGAGAGGCGGAGCAACUCGGGCUGGUAGAGAAUUCUGGGAGAUGUAGUACAACCCUCCUCAGCCAUAAGCCUGUCCCAUCGAGACGUCGGGACACCGAAAACUACAAUUCCCGCCGGCAAAGCGGCUCCGGCCUCUCAGCACACUUCCCUCCCCAUGGCCUCUGUUCAGCCCCCUGCCUCGGUUCUGGUACCUGGGGUCAAAUCGUCUGUAGUGAUUGACUCUCAGGGCACCCGCUGCCGGGUCCCAGUCCACCUGUGCUACUUUAUCCUCCUCCCAGCCCGCGGGAGCUAGGCUCGGGGGCGUGGCGCAUCCCUGACUCCGCCCUCGCCGCGGGGGCCUCUGGGGCCUGGUCGCCAUGGCGACGGGCUGUACACUACCACAGCUUCCCAGGCCGCGGGUGCUGAUUGCCCGCCUGCCCGUGGGUCAUGGCCUGCCAGCAGUCGCGGUACCACAGCUUCUCGUCCGCGUCGAGAUUACAGCCACGGCCUUCAGGAGUGACCAUAGACGAAUCCUUUCUCACAGAAGACAAGAGCACCCAGAAUCGCAAGCUUCUUCAGAAACGAAGGACACUGGCAGAGAGAGAACUCGCCUCUGCCCACAGACAUCCCUCCCGUGCAGCUCAGCAUUCUGCAGCGGACGUCACUUCUCACCCCUCCCACCAACACACCAGGCACUGUGCUACCUACUGGGACGGUCACACCAGAUCUGCCAAGACUGGUCAGUUCUCCAUGGGUGGGCACCUGUCCCCAUGGCCCACAUACACCAGUGGCCAGACCAUUUUGCAAAAUCGAAAACCCUGUUCAGAUGACUACCAGAAGCGAGUAGGGAACUGCCAGCAGCACCCCUUUCGCACUGCCAAGCCCCGGUACUUGGAGGAACUGGAAAACUACCUACGCAAGGAGCUCCUCCUGCUGGACCUGGGCACAGAUUCCACCCAGGAACUAAGGCUGCAGCCUUACAGAGAGAUCUUUGAGUUCUUCAUAGAGGACUUCAAAACGUACAAGCCAUUACUAUCCUCCAUCAAGAAUGCGUAUGAGGGGAUGCUGGCCCACCAAAGGGAGAAGAUUCGGGCUCUGGAGCCCCUGAAGGCCAAGCUUGUCACUGUGAAUGAGGACUGCAAUGAGAGGAUCCUGGCCAUGAAAGCUGAGGAGAAACAUGAAAUCUCCCUGCUCAAGAAAGAGAAGAUGAACUUGCUAAAAAUCAUCGACAAAAAGAAUGAGGAGAAGAUUUCAUUGCAGAGCGAGGUGACCAAACUGAGGAAGAACUUGGCUGAGGAGUACCUGCAUUACCUCAGUGAGCGAGAUGCCCGCAAGAUCCUCAUCGCAGACCUGAAUGAGCUGCGGUACCAGCGGGAGGACAUAUCAUUAGCCCAGUCGCCAGGCAUCUGGGGGGAGGACCCUGUGAAGUUAACCCUGGCUCUUAAGAUGACCCGGCAAGACCUGACCCGCACGCAGAUGGAACUCAACACCAUGAAGGCCAACUUUGGAGAUGUGGUCCCCAGGAGGGACUUUGAAAUGCAGGAGAAGACCAACAAGGAUCUUCAGGAGCAGCUGGACACCCUGAGAGCCAGCUACGAGGAGGUUCGCAAGGAGCAUGAGAUCCUGAUGCAGCUGCACAUGAGCACGCUGAAGGAGCGGGACCAAUUCUUCUCUGAGCUGCAGGAGAUCCAGCGCACUUCCACGCCACGGCCUGACUGGACCAAGUGCAAAGAUGUGGUGGCUGGGGGCCCAGAGCGCUGGCAGAUGCUGGCUGAGGGCAAGAACAGCGACCAGCUGGUGGAUGUGCUCCUGGAAGAGAUUGGCUCGGGGCUGCUGCGGGAGAAAGACUUCUUCCCUGGUCUGGGCUAUGGGGAAGCCAUCCCUGCUUUUCUUCGGUUUGAUGGCCUCGUGGAGAACAAGAAGCCAAGCAAGAAGGACGUGGUCAACCUCCUCAAGGAUGCCUGGAAGGAACGUCUUGCUGAGGAGCAGAAAGAGACGUUCCCAGAUUUCUUCUUCAAUUUCCUGGAGCAUCGCUUUGGGCCCAGUGAUGCCAUGGCCUGGGCUUACACUAUUUUUGAAAAUAUCAAGAUCUUCCACUCCAACGAGGUUAUGAGUCAGUUCUAUGCAGUCUUGAUGGGAAAGUGGAGUGAGAAUGUGUAUGUCACCCAGAAGGAGACAGUAGCCCAGCUGCUGAAGGAGAUGACAAAUGCUGACAGUCAGAACGAGGGGCUACUAACCAUGGAGCAGUUCAACACUGUCCUCAAGAGUACCUUCCCUCUCAAGACAGAAGAGCAAAUCCAGGAGCUGAUGGAGGCAGGGGGCUGGCAUCCCAGCAGCAGCAAUGCAGACUUGCUCAACUACCGCUCACUGUUUAUGGAGGAUGAGGAGGGCCAGAGUGAGCCCUUUGUGCAAAAACUCUGGGAACAAUACAUGGAUGAGAAGGACGAGUACUUACAGCAGCUAAAGCAGGAGCUGGGCAUAGAACUCCAUGAGGAAGUGACUCUGCCCAAGCUGCGAGGGGCCCUGAUGACCAUCGACCCCAGCCUGGACAAGCAGACUGUGAACACCUACGUGAGCCAGGCCUUCCAGCUCCCUGAGUCGGAAAUGCCAGAGGAGGGUGACGAGAAGGAAGAAGGCAUGGUGGAAAUCCUCCAGACUGCCCUGGAGCGGCUUCAGGUGAUUGACAUCAGGCGUGUGGGACCUCGAGAGCCAGAGCCUGCAAGCUAGGAACCUGUGGGCAGCCUGUGUGCUCCAGUCCUGCUAACCCCUAGCUUUUAGUAUAAAAGUGUUUGUCUGAACCCA
This is a messenger RNA of Pongo pygmaeus (Bornean orangutan), 2896 nucleotides long. RefSeq names its product translin associated factor X interacting protein 1 (gene TSNAXIP1). The record is from RefSeq and is a predicted model, not a curated record. Lineage: Eukaryota; Metazoa; Chordata; Mammalia; Primates; Hominidae. Bases 542 to 2821 code for a protein of 759 amino acids. Gene Ontology annotation, cellular component: cytoplasm. The transcript is spliced from 17 exons.